Racocetra persica is the source of this 493-nucleotide messenger RNA. The record is from the annotation of a GenBank genome assembly. Lineage: Eukaryota; Fungi; Glomeromycota; Glomeromycetes; Diversisporales; Gigasporaceae.
AUGUUAGUGUGUAGUUAUACUUUCCAUCACGACUGCCUUGAAAAAAGUAACAGAGAUAAGCAAAAAACUUGCCUCAUUUGUUUCGUAGAUAAUGAAGGACCGGCAUCAGCUGAAGUUCAGGACAUAGAUAUGACAGAGGCAGUAGAAGAUGAAAGUGAAGAAACCUCUAAUCUAACAGGAGAGGUAAGAAAAUUAUCUGUAGACGAUGCCUACCAAGAAGAAAUUAGGUGUUGGUACCUGUUUGCUAAAAAAUUCGAAGAAAGAGUUAAAGAAAUUAAAAAUGAUAAUAGUAGAUUUAAUGAUCAACAAGCUAGAGGGUUAGUUUAUAGCGAAAUCGCAACGAAUAUUCCAGGAUUCACAAGAGAAAGCCUAUGUAAAAAAACAGCAAAAACUAGAAAUAUUUAUAAGUUGUUUGGUGAAAGUUAUGACCCUGAAACCAAAACAGUAGUUAAGGGACUAGAGAUUGAAAAAAUAGAGCGAAUUCAAUCAUAUA